AUGACAUUCCACAUAGUAUUUCCCAUCCUUUUGUGCUCUUUUGCAUUGCCACAAGCAAAUGCUUAUGCAAUAGAUAACAAUUUUAACACAUACUAUUCAUAUCUUUGGGGAGGUGACCACUUCACAGUUAAUCCCCAAGGAACACUAGCCCAACUUAAAUUUGACAGUGCCACAGGUGCAGGAUUUAAGUCGAAGUCAGAUUACGGGUCGGGUUUGUUCCAUAUGAAGAUGAAAAUUCCGGCUAAUCGAACACAAGGAGUUAUUACAAGCUUCUACUUGACCGAGGUCCAAGUUGGUCAGAGCGCAUAUGAAAAUCAUUUUGAGGUAGACUUUGAGUUUAUUGGCACCGAUGGGUCUGUGUCUACCAAUAUAUUUGCCAAUGACAAAGGUUAUAGAGAACAAGUCUUCAAACUAUGGUUCAAUCCAUCCCAAGAUUUUCACAGUUAUGACAUCCUUUGGAACAGCCACCAAAUAGUUUUCAUCGUGGACAAUAUUCCGCUACGAGUGUUCAAGAACAACGCGGCACAAGGGGUAGCCUUUCCAUCUUCACCGAUGCACAUUGAGGCGAGCAUAUGGCACGCGGAUUGGGCCGGGCAGGUGGAUUGGAGUGGGUCGCCUUUCAUUGCUUCGUAUUCGGAUUUCGGGUUCUACGCUUGCGCAGGGGAUGAUAUGUCGAAAUGCGGCUCGCCACGGUACUUUUGGAACGGUCCGAAAUAUUUGGAGCUAAAUGCUGCCCAGAAACAGCAAAUGGCUGAGUACAGGAGAAAGUACAUGAUCUAUGACUAUUGUACUAACCCAAACUUAAGGAAGAAAGAAUGUGAUUGGAAUUAG
Molecule: messenger RNA, 831 nt
Organism: Striga hermonthica
Lineage: Eukaryota; Viridiplantae; Streptophyta; Magnoliopsida; Lamiales; Orobanchaceae
Source: the annotation of a GenBank genome assembly